UUUUGGGAGAGAGAGAGAGAGAGAAAGAGAGAGGGGGGGAGUAUGGCAACCACACUUGGCCUCCUGAGACUUCCUCUUCUUCCCCGUUUCCAUAAACCAAAAACCCUAACUCUCCGCAGCUCUCUCGAAUCAAACCCCUCACAGUCACGCAAAUGCGGAAUCUUGAAAAACCCGGAAGCACCCUCCAAUCUCGAGACCGUUCAUCUCCUGAAGUCGGCAUCUCUUCCUCUUGCGACCAUUGCGCUGCCCUUCUUCCUGGAUACAAAGGAUGCGGCUGCGGCGGGAGGGCAAUUCGGGAUAUUGGAAGGGAGAUCGUUUGCUCUGGUUCAUCCGAUUGUGAUGACCGGGUUGUUCUUGUACACGUUAUGGGCUGGUUACCUGGGCUGGCAGUGGAGGCGGGUUCGGACAAUCCAAAACGAGAUCAACGAACUCAAGAAACAGGUGAAGCCAACUCCUGUUUCGCCUGACGGCACUCCUGUCGAAUCUCCCGCUCCUUCACCCGUUGAACUCCAAAUCCAACGCCUCACAGAGGAGAGGAAAGAAUUGAUAAGAGGGUCGUACAGGGACAAGCACUUCGACGCAGGUUCCAUCUUGUUGAGUUUCGGAGUUUUCGAGGCUGUGUUCGGAGGACUCAACACUUGGUUUAGAACCGGCAAACUCUUCCCCGGUCCACAUUUAUUUGCUGGUGCAGGGAUAACGGUGCUGUGGGCAGCGGCGGCGGCUCUGGUGCCGGCCAUGCAGAAGGGGAACGAGACGGCCAGAAGUCUUCACAUUGCGUUGAACUUCGUCAACGUUGUCCUCUUCGUUUGGCAAAUCCCUACCGGCAUUGAUAUUGUCUUCAAGGUCUUCGAGUUCACUAAAUGGCCUUAGAAUAUGUAAGAGGCAAGUCUUCUGGUCACACGUGAACAUUUACAUUUUCUAUGUAUAUUAUUGCUUCUUUACAUAUUCUAGGAAAUUUGUUAAAAUUUUAUGUUCGUAUUUUGAAAUUGUACUACCAAAAACAGAGGGAAAUAUACUCUACUCUUCCAUCCAUUGUACCAACGGUUAUAUUGUAUUAUGAAUUUUUAUUUUUAUGUUA
This is a messenger RNA of Tarenaya hassleriana, 1078 nucleotides long. RefSeq lists its product as uncharacterized. Bases 43 to 870 code for a protein of 275 amino acids. The transcript is spliced from 4 exons. The record is from RefSeq and is a predicted model, not a curated record. NCBI's taxonomy places the organism in Eukaryota, Viridiplantae, Streptophyta, Magnoliopsida, Brassicales, Cleomaceae. Gene Ontology annotation, cellular component: chloroplast thylakoid.